Molecule: messenger RNA, 296 nt
Organism: Zalophus californianus (California sea lion)
Lineage: Eukaryota; Metazoa; Chordata; Mammalia; Carnivora; Otariidae
Product: HIG1 domain family member 1A, mitochondrial-like
Biological process (GO): negative regulation of apoptotic process; mitochondrial respirasome assembly
Cellular component (GO): mitochondrion
Source: RefSeq, a predicted model, not a curated record
AUGUCAACUGGCACAGAUGUUUCUCUUUCGUCAUAGGAUGAAGAUAAUCAAGGAUCUAAACUUAUCCGAAAAGCUAGAGAAGCACCGUUUCUUCCCAUUGGAAUGGCGGGGUUUUCAGCAAUCGUUGCAUAUGGAUUAUAUAAAUUGAGGAGCAGGGGAAAUACUAAAAUGUCUGUUCACCUGAUCCACAUACGUGUGGCAGCCCAAGGCUUUGUUGUGGGAGCAAUGACUCUCAGUAUGGGCUAUUCCAUGUAUAAGGAAUUCUGGGCAAAUCCUAAACCUUAGAAGAAGAGAAG